UGUACCUGUACCACCACCAGAUCUACACAAACUACUAGAGUACUGUCAAAGAGAAAGAAGCUGCCAAUACUCCUAGGAUGCGAUGCAAAUGCACACAACUCUGUUUGGGUUAGCAAAGACAUCAACAGCAGAGAAAUGGCUGGAAGUGUGUUUAUUUCAAGUGUGGACUAAGUAAGAGAUCAGAUCCUAUAAUUAAAAUGUUCCGAUUUCCUGUGAAUUACUCUACCAGAUGUCAAAAAUGGAUCAUACACUCGGGUAAUGCUGUUUUGGCAAACCUAAGCCAGAAAUUACUAAGAAAUAAGCUGAUCUGUAGCAAACAUUUCAGUGAAAAUAUUAGUAAAUCUAGAAGAUUGCCUACUACUGCUGUACCAUUCCGCUACAAAAAUGAUGAACGUUCAGAAAGUGAAUCGGAUAGGGAAAAUUUGGAUGAACAAAUAAUCCAUUUGAAUGUUUCCUCACAUUCACAAACAUAUUCAAAUAGUGAUUUUAUGGCCCCGAUUCAUUCCAGAAACAUUGACAUGACAGAUAAUUCUAUCAGUAACCAUGAAGAUAAAGAGUGGUUGAAAGAGUUACAGAAACUUCCAUCUUGUUCUGUGGGAAUUGAGUUGAGAAAGGAACUAACCAAUGCUAGGAAAAAAGUCAAUAACCAGAAUACUCAAUUAUAAGCUAUAAAAAAUUUUUAUGAAAACGCAACUCUCUGCGAACUUUUUGUAUGGAGAAGGAACUCUCACGAAUUUUACAAAAUCUCUUGUGAAUAUGCAAUUACGACAUAAGAUGAAAUUCCUAUGAACCUAAGACAAACAGAUAUUUGUGACAAAAAGGGUUUAUUUUGCUAGCAAUAUCAACAGUGAAAUCAUGGGUUGCCAAUUUUCGUUGCAAACCUGGAUUCAAUAAAAAAAUUUUUUUGCACCUUACUUUAAAGCCGGAUACGAUGCUGCCUUACAAGAAGAAAUGUAUUCUGAUGUUCGACGAAAUGUCUAUUAAGAGGAAUCUUGAGUACAACAUGAAAACAGAUUUAUUUGAGGGUUUCGAAGAUAUGGGCGAGUUUGGAAGAAAGCCUUUCCCUGCCCCUGAAGCUCUAGUUCUCAUGAUCAGAGGAAUCUAUAGAAACUGGAAAAUCCCUAUUGCCCACUUUGUAUCGAAUGGUGGAGUGUCAUAUGCUUCUUUAUGGUGUAUAAUUACAAAGGCAUUGGAAAAACUUAGUGAGACAAAACUAGACACUAUAGGCAUAGUAUGUGAUUUGAACCAAUCAGAAACUCAUAAAUCAUUUGGGGGUUAACAAAAACCAACCUUAUUUUUUUCAUAAUGAGAAAAAAUAUUAUGCCUUUUUUUAAUUCUCCCCAUCCGUUGAAAUGCGUUAGAAACAAUUUUUUGAACAAUAGUUUCAUAUUUAAUGGGUAGUUCAUAUGUUUUUCUGACAUUCGAAAAGGUUAUGAUCUUGAUAAAAGGAGCAAAACAGGAAAGGCCUUAUUGAAACUGAAUGAUAAGCACAUCAAUUCGAAUUCAUUCGAAAAAUGAAGGUUAAAUUAGCUGCCCAAUUGUUGAGUCACAGUGUUUAUUCUGCCAUUUAUUCAAACGCUCAGUCUAUAAUUAUUAUAAUUUUAUAUCAACAAUUUCAUAAAAAGUGAAGUUAUUAUUGUUACUUUAUCU
This is a messenger RNA of Diorhabda carinulata, 1650 nucleotides long. RefSeq lists its product as uncharacterized. The record is from RefSeq and is a predicted model, not a curated record. The transcript is spliced from 3 exons. Lineage: Eukaryota; Metazoa; Arthropoda; Insecta; Coleoptera; Chrysomelidae. Bases 198 to 665 code for a protein of 155 amino acids.